GAGCAACAGAAGCCGCCACCAGGACCGGGACAAAACCAGGAAGAGGAAGUGGGCAGUGACCUCUUGAGGGGGGGCGGGGGCAGGGGGGAGAAAGACGCAGAGGGUCAGGCGGCUGCCCGGCCGACACUCCGAGGAAGGGCUUGAGGAGGCGGAGGAGAACCUGUGGAGCGUUUUUUGGCAUUGGAGGAGGAAGACGGGUGCCUGAGAUUUUUGAAAUAAUACCUCCUCUUCGUCGUCUUCGUCAUCUUCAGAGGCUGGAACCCUGAAGGAACAUCUGCGGAGGUCUUUGGAGUUGUUUUCCUUUUUAUUUGGCGAGUAACUCCGCACGGGAUCGAAGAGGAUUUGGGACCUCGGACUGACGGCAGAGAGAUCAUGGCUCUGCUUCGCCUUUGGACCGCGGGGCUUAUGCUCGCCCUGGCCUGGUGCGUCUCCCCGGGCACGUCUGAGGAGUCGGGCCUCGACGACAUCGUGAAGAAGGAGAGCCAUCCGGUCCUGUCCAGGGUGAAGAGGGAAUGGAUCUGGAACUCUCUCUACGUGGAGGAGGAGAAACCGGCACCCAGUCCUUACAAGAUCGGACAGCUCAAGUCCAGUCAGCGAGUGGAGGUGAAGAGGUUCAAAAUCGAGGGAGAAGGCGCCGACAACAUCUUCACGGUGGACCAGAAAGGCGACCUGUUCGUCAGCAAGUCUUUGGACCGAGAGGAGAAGAGCUCGUACCAUUUGACCGCCAGGAUGUACGACGGCAACAACAAGCUCAUCGAAGACUCGGGAGACUUCGUGGUCCAGGUGACGGACAUCAACGACAACAGCCCCGUGUUCCCCAGACCUUACAAUGGGUCCAUCAUGGAGCGGUCCACCAUAGGAACCAAAGUGAUCGAGGUGAGGGCGACCGACGCCGACGACCCCACCACCGCCAACGGCGAGCUGCGCUACUCUCUGACGCCGGACGGCGACCUCGCCGCCUUUGAAAUCGACAGCAUCACAGGUAUGGUCAGCUGCAAGACCGGCGCUCUGGACCGCGAGACCAAGAGCCAGUACGUGGUGGUGGUGCGGGCUCAGGACAUGAGGGGGAUGGCCUCCGGCAGCACGUCCACCACCUCCGUCACCAUCACCAUCGGCGACACCAACGACAACAUCGCCUCCUUCACCAGACGCACCUACGAUCUGCAGGUUCCGGAGGACCACAAGUUGAACGAGAAGAUGGGGACUCUGGAGCUGGAGGACCGGGAUCAGAUUCAAAACAAGGAGCCCAUCUUCACGCUGCCCAACGACAACAAAGUGUUCUACGUGGACCUCAACCUCAACAAGGACGGCAACCUCAUGCUGCGUCAGGCCUUGGACUACGAGACCCGAAACAGUUACUCAUUUAGCGUGCAGGUGCGGGAAAACCUGCGAAACCUGCGCUACCCCGCUGACAACGUGGCCACGGCCGUCACCACAGCCCAGGUGAACGUCAGGGUGUUGGAUGUGGACGAGCCGCCCGUCUUUUCGCAGUCUGUCUACACCUUCAACGUGUUGGAGGAGCGACUGGUGAACAAAGUCGGCACGAUCAGCGCCAAGGACCCCGAUAAAGCCAACAGGAGCAUCCGAUACGCCAUCUUGGACAAGGACUGUCCGCUCGCUAUCAACCCAAUCACAGGGCAGCUGUCCACCCUGAGGACUCUGGACCGUGAGCUGCAGGCCACACACAUGUUCCAAGUUAAAGCCCAAGAGGAGCCAAGCGGUUUGGAGUCGUUCGUCAGAGUGAACAUCGUGGUGGACGACGUCAACGACAACAAGCCCGAACUGGCCGUGGACGAGAUCUUUGUCUGCGAGAACGACGUCGCAAAGACGGUGAUCGGAACGCUGCGAGCCACGGACAAAGACGAGCAGCCCGCCUCCUUCACCUUCGCUCUGGCAAGUCCCAGCUCCAACUUCUCCAUCAGAGACUUUGGCAACAACACAGCGGACGUCCUGGUGGAACAAGGCUCCUUCAGCCUGGACGACCCCAGAGACUACAGCGUGGACGUUAGCAUCAGCGACGGUGGACGCCCCGUCCAGACUAGCACCACCAAACUGGCCAUCAAGGCGUGUCGCUGCGAUGCCAGGCGGAUUCCGACGCAAUGCAAGGCCGUGGCUCAGAAGAUGGGAGUAAGCGUCCACGUGCUGAUCGCCAUCCUUCUCUGCAUCCUCACCAUCUUGGUGAUCGUGAUUCUGUUCGUGAUGAAGAAACGCUUCCACAAGGACUCGCUGGCCGGCAUGAAGAACAGCGGCGAGAUUCACGAACAGCUGGUCACGUACGACGAGGAGGGCGGAGGGGAGAUGGACACUAACGGCUACGACGUCUCCAUCUUGACGUCGGCGUUCCACGACGGCUCCCUUCUCCGCCACCCGGACCGCCACCCCCACCCGUCCCUCUACGCCAUGGUCCAGAAGACGCAGCCGCCGCACCACGGCCAGGCCGCCGCCUGCAAGGGCGACAUGGCGGCCAUGAUCGAGGCGAAGAAGGACGAGGCGGACCACGACCGGGACGGCAUCCCGUACGACACGCUGCACAUCUACGGCUACGAGGGGCCCGAGUCCGUGGCGGGCAGCCUCAGCUCUCUGGCGAACUCCUCCAGCGGCUCGGACUCGGACUACGACUUCCUGAGCGACUGGGGGCCCAGGUUCAGGACCCUGGCCGAGCUGUACGGCGUGGACGAGUCCGACUACUACCACUAAAAGUCUUCUGGGGAACAUUCCGGAAUACUAAACAGCCAUAAACACACACACACACAUAAAAAAAAGUUUCUGAAGAAACUUGUGGAGUCCGAGAAACUCCAUCAAGACAAAGCUCUGUCUCGUCCAAUCAGAUAUAAGGAUGUCACAGGAAGGGGAGGGGCUUCCUCUUUUCAUUAAGCUUGCCUGGAAGGUGGCAGACAAUCAGUUGACGUUUGGUAUUAUUUUUCGUAUUCUGUGUUUAUUCACACGUUCAUGCGUAAUCCUUGGAGUAAGAAGUGCAGGCUUCGCUACACAUCUUAAAAUUCCAAUAUAACAUAGUGGGACUUAAAUUUGUGGAAAUAUACUACAAGAUGGGACCUUCAAAGGCUGCAUAAAAUAGUGGUAAUUUUCACAUUUACGAACAGGAUUCGAUUUUUAUCGUAUAAAUGACAACAUGAGUGCAAAUGCCUUCCCCUCACCUUCAGUGUGGUGUUGUUCUUAACCUUUUUGACCUCGGGGGCCCAACUUUUCCACUACAUAGGGGGCCGGGGGCCCUGUCAAACAUUGACACUGAGUUAGUAAUCUUACUUUUGAUUUUAAUCAUAUUUAAUAAUUAUAGCUAACCUAUUUACAGUUCAACGGGAUACAACUUGUCAAAUAAUAGAAAAAUGUGUUAUUCACAAAUAUUAUUAUCAUAAAAACUGGUAAAAAAAUAUCAUAUAUAUAUAUAAUUUUACUUACAAUUACGCAGUACUAAAAUAAAUACAU
This is a messenger RNA of Entelurus aequoreus (snake pipefish), 3444 nucleotides long. It is a transcript of the gene cdh5, whose product is annotated as cadherin 5. Gene Ontology annotation, molecular function: calcium ion binding; cadherin binding. Lineage: Eukaryota; Metazoa; Chordata; Actinopteri; Syngnathiformes; Syngnathidae. Gene Ontology annotation, cellular component: adherens junction; catenin complex; plasma membrane. The record is from RefSeq and is a predicted model, not a curated record. The transcript is spliced from 15 exons. Gene Ontology annotation, biological process: cell-cell junction assembly; regulation of establishment of cell polarity; calcium-dependent cell-cell adhesion. Bases 373 to 2697 code for a protein of 774 amino acids.